Molecule: messenger RNA, 18101 nt
Organism: Porites evermanni
Lineage: Eukaryota; Metazoa; Cnidaria; Anthozoa; Scleractinia; Poritidae
Source: the annotation of a GenBank genome assembly
UGUAACGAGGCUGCGUUCUGGAAGUCUUUCCACGUGCAGGAUCGUUUGGUAAACGCAUGCAGUUUGUUUUGAUUUUAUACUCGAAAUAGUUCAUUUCAUUCAUCAUGUUGGUGCUGUUUGAAACGCCUGCAGGCUAUGCAAUCUUUAAGGUAAGUAAACGCUAUUUUUGCUUGGCAUGAUAAAGCUGUUUUCUCGUAUUACGUCGAUUGCCUCGUAAAAUGUCUGAUCUGAAGCGAAGUUUUCAUAUUUCAUAUUUCUUAGCUUCUAGAUGAGAAGAAGUUACAGAAAAUUGAUAAUUUGUAUAAAGAUUUUGAGACACCAGAUGCUGCCAGUAAAGUGUAAGUAUAUUUGGUGCAUUUUUGGGAUAGCUAAGUCGUAAAAUAGCCAUGUAAGUUACAUGUAGAAUCAACCAAGUUUAUAAAUACGUAGUUUUAAUUGUAAUCUAUUACCUUUGCCUGUUUUAAAACUAUUUUAUAAAGCAAAUCUCUUGUCAUUUAAUUUUUAUUUGCAGAGUGAAACUGAAACACUUUGAGAAAUUCAAUGAUACGACUGAAGCCUUGGCAGGUAGGUUUCAACCAUGAACUCAAGUUAAACAUUGACAGCUCGAGUCAUAGGUCAUGUGCAUGUUGUAUUCUCCUCUCUCUUAGUUUCCAUAACUGCAUAUGGCUGGCAUAGUCAAAUAACACAAGUAUAAGUGCAAGCACAAAAAAAUGGAAUGUGCUUCUGCUUGUGUCAUUGUGAUGUACGCGCAAACUGGGCUGACAUACGCAUAAGCUGCAUGCAAGGAAAAGCACAACUUAAACAUCUAUGGUUCCAUUACACCUGACUUUGUCAAUAGCCUGCAUGGCAGGCACAAAUAAGGGGAGGGGGAGGGAGGGGGGAGAAAAGAUUAAAAGGGGAAAAGGAAGAGAGGUUUCUUUUGCUCUCUCUCUAAUCCCCCUCAUUUUUUCCCUCCCUCCUGACCCCAUACCCCUUUUGACGCCUGCUCAUGUACAUAACCAUAGACACCUCUGUUGUGGAGAGUUCAAUUAUUCAACUGUGUUUUCUCAAGUAAUCCUGUCCGACGGCAUGAGAUUGCUUAUCUGAUGAGCUCAUCAGAUGAGCCAUCUAGGAUUAUUCUCUUGAAUGUGACUUAGGAUGAUUAUAAUAUUGUGUGGAAUUGCACCAUUGCAUAACCUCUGAAGCCCUUCAACAUUAAAAUACUGCCAUGUGUAUACUAAGUACUGCCUGUGAAAGGGUUGUGAAAGGUUUCAACCCAGGAGUCCUGACUGUUAACAAAAGGUCCUUUCACGCAUUCAGUCAAAUCAGGAAAUAAGUCAGAGUCUGUAACAUUGAAGCAGCUGUUGUCUUGAACGUGCAUAUGAUGCUCAGUUGUUAAAAUUUAUUAUUCUCCACACUAAGUUAAAAAAUAAAAGAAACAAUCACUUCGACUGUCCCAAAUAGUACUAUUUUGGGUUCCAGAGAAUGAGUUCAAAACCUUUCUCUUUGAAUGCAUUUAUUUGUAAUAAUUAUUAGUAUACUCCAACAGAAAUCUUGCGAAAAAGCCUUUUAAUAUUCAACAUUAUUUGUAAACUUCCGUAAUAUUGAUUAGUUUAAUUUUCCACCUGAUAUUAUUUUGUAUCCGUCGCCAUAAUUUUUAUGCCAUCUUCGAAAAAUUGUAAUUGAGGAGGCCUAAUUAACAUAAGCUCUAUAGUUUCCUUUAGGCAUCCUCGCCAUUUCUUCCCACAUUUUUUUUUGGCAUUUCUUUGUAAUUAUUGUAAUCGUGUGGCAAAUAAAUAAAUACAAUACAAUACAAUACAAUGAUGUCUGUAUUACUCUCACCUUACCCUCAGCUGCCACAGCUACAGUGGAAGGGAAAAUGAGUAAAAGCCUGAAGAAGGUGUUGAAGAAAAUUGUUGCUAAGGAUAUUCACCAAGAAUUGGCUGUCGCUGAUGCAAAAUUGGGAGGUGUGAUCAAGGUGAGUCAAUCAGCAGAGAUGAAAGUGCAAAACUAAUUUUACAAAAUAACGCAAUAUGUUAGUCUGCUAUAACCACCAAUGCUGGGGUGUUUGUUGGCAUCGUGGAAAGUGUUCUUGGUUCAAUUUGUGUUGUGGUGUGGGUAUAUGUAGUUGUUUGUAUUGCGUUAUGUAGUGAUGGCAGCUGUCUGCAACACCAAAAACUACUCAAUGCUAUGAAUGAGUACUGGCCUUUUCCUUAGCUAUUUGACAGAGGGUACAUGCCCUUUGUUACAUUCCUCAGGGACCUAAACUAAUCUUAACAAAAUCUGGGCUACCAAAAAAUCAAUAAUUUUAAUACCUUUUAGGUCAGUUACAAGUACUUUUAAAAGAGUUUUUAUGAUGAACAUUAACUCUGCCAAAACAGUAUGUAUAAGUCAAUGUAACCCUUAAAUGUUUUCGUGAUUUAUCAGGAGAAGCUUAGCUUGAAUUGUGUAUCAAGUUCAGCGGUACAGGAACUCAUGCGAGGUAUCAGACUCCAGCUGAACAGUCUUAUCACAGGUAAUCACAGGACAAUACCAACUAUGUAUUAGUCUUCGUCCUUCAAAUGAGUUAACCCAUUUGCUCCUGAACCAUCCAUAACUGGCAGUGUGGAUCCAUGAUCACUGUACCUUUUGUGAUGUCAUCGGUUUUAAUGGUCAGGGACAACUUUGCCAUCUUACCUGUACUUGUGCAGGGGGGAGAGAUCUUUCAAAACAUGCCAGAAUGAGCACAUUUCAGUCAAAGAGGCUAUAAGAUGGCAAAAAGCUUGUACAUGUAAAAUUGACCCCACAACUCCAAUGAAAACCUGUCCAUUACCAACCUGCACUUGUGUCUUUUUAAUCCUACAAAUACUAAAAGCUUUGCCAAAAAGUUUUCCUACCAAAAUGAAGCCUAGUGAAAAAAAAUGGGGCAAGAAAAGUGAGUGAAGGGGGGAGGAGAGAAAGGAACAGGUAAAUGCAGUUGUGUCACUUUUAAACCCAAACACUAUCUCGAAAUUUUGAUAUUUGUGCAUGUCCAAACUUCAGAAGCUGACAUUUUGCAUCUGGAACAGAGGGGCCCAUGAAGUGCUUGACUGACAUACAGGGUUUUGGGCAGUAUUGGUUCUUUAUGACCAGACAGUUGGUUGAAAAUGGCUCAACUAGCUUCAAAAGGCAUUUUUCGCAAAAUUCCCAGAAACUUACGGUUAAUAUUCAAAGGGGAGAAAUUUUCAUCAAAAAUGGAAAUCUCCUGGCAGGACAGGAAGACUUAAAUUGGCUGGUCUGAACGGGGAGCUCCAAAAUCUUAAGGGUGCAUCAUUAGUAUUAUUUAUUCUGUUUUAAUUGGUUUUUAUUAAUUUUCUGAUAACCAGUGACAGGGAUAAAAGUGGUUACAAAUUUCUCUUUCAUUCUUUUGUAUUUCUAGGUCUCCCUGAUAAAGAAAUGAGUGCAAUGGCAUUAGGCCUGGCACACAGGUAUGCACCCUAAUCACACGCAGAACAUAUCACCAAUUCUUGAAAUGUUAUGUAAGGAAGCUACUGGUAUUAUUUUGAAAACUGUUUAUUUUACAUCCUAAAGCCUAUAACAUACAUGUAUAAGAAAAAAUCCUUGGAGUUUUACAGUUGACUCUCUUUUCAUGGACACCUCCUCAUACACCUCAAUAAAACAGACUCCUAGAGUUGGUCCCUGCCUUUUUUUACCCCCCUCAUUUGAAUCUAUAAGACGGACAUCACUCUUAGACAAACACUUGGUGCCAGCCCCAAAGGUGUCCAGCUAAGAGAGAGUUGACUGUGUAAUUAUUAUUGUCAACUUUUCUUCACUUCUUAACCCUUUAAGCCCCAACAUCAACAUGCAUCUUCUCCACACUGUUCUUCAUACAUUCCUUUUGGUACUGCUGGAGAGAAUUUGUUCUAACAUCACAACAUUUCAUCUUUAGUGAUAAUUUCAUUAAUUCUCAUAACCUGUCUGUUUGAUCAGGCAGUGUUAUUGUUAGGAGAAAUUAGAUGCUGGUCACUAUUAUAUUGGGGCUUAAAGGGUUAAAGAGACCAAAAAAAACAUUUGCAAAAGUACUUUGGAAAAUUCCUUCCAAAAGGGGCCAUUUGAAUGGUUAUAAUACCAUAGGAUUUCACACACAGAUUUAAAGGUUAGAUUGACAAAUAAUCCUACAUAACUUGGUCCAGAAAUGAAAGGGUCUGGAUGCCAUUUAUACAAAGGUUCUGUGAUUAUAUAUCCUUCUUCCUCAAUCAGGUUUUCACCACAAGAUUACAAACACUCUAAAUGACCGAUUUGAAGAGAUGAUUACAAUAUAUAUCCUAGACUGGUCUAUAGUUGCAGUGAUUUUGUUACAAAUAGUUAUGGUGAGUCCUCUGCAGGGACUUAUCAUGUGAAUAAACAGUGAGUCGCACUCCAGAACCAUUGAGUUCAAGUUCAAAACACAACAAGUCCCUAUAAUUGAAGAUGCUUGGGCCUUUAUGUGACCAGACAGAUAAAAGAUAAUUCUUUUGUAAAGCACAACAAAGACUAAAAGAAAUAUGCAUCGUUAAACAACAGCCACAGAAAUCACACAAGCAGGGUAAUCUGCUAAAACAUCUUCAGAUCGAUUGAUCCAUCGAUCUUUGUGUCCUACAGGAUGCAUGCCAUGACCUUUUGUGCAUCUUUGGAGAUGUUUUUGCGUCAGGGACGCAGGACACAGAGGUAACAAAAUCACUGUAAUUGGUUAAUUAAAUGUUGUUCGUUUUAGCUUGUCACGCUACAAACUCAAGUUCAGCCCAGAUAAGGUUGACACCAUGAUUGUGCAGGCCAUUUCUCUUCUUGAUGACCUAGACAAAGAGCUUAAUAACUACAUCAUGCGUUGUCGUGAGUGGUAUGGCUGGCAUUUCCCAGAGAUGGGCAAGAUAGUCACUGAUAAUUUGGCUUAUGCCAAGACUGUCAAGGCAAUGGGUAAGUAAAAAGGUCAGAAAAGCUAGAAUCUGUAAUGUUUCGAUCUUUUUUCUGUUUAAGAUCUGGGGAUAGUUUUUUUGGCAAUAUUCAUGAGCCAGAACAUAUGCCACAUUUUUGUAUGAAUUAAGUUGCAACCAGACAUGAGCCAUGACCAAUGAGGUCCACAUCAUGCCGGUCAGGCUCAAGAUUCAACCCUCCUCUUGUAACCUGAAAUAAGCACCCAGGAGUAUUCCUACUUCUCAGCCUCCUAGAUGAGAUGCUUGUCAAUCGCAGGUUUUCCCCCCAGCCCAGCAGUAUCUGAUUUACGUCCCAUUAAUACAUCUGGGUUAAGAGAAACAAAAUGAGACAGGGUUUCUUGUCUAAGGAAACAAAGCAAUUGCAAGUCAUCAGCAUGCAAAGAAAGUUAAUGUUGUGUCUGAUAGCUUGUAGUACGUUAGUGGAUAUUGCUAUUGGGCUAAGAAAUUUUGUCCCUAUUGCCGGACAGGCAAGUAAAGUUUUUUGGGAAUUCAAAUUACGGAAGAACUGUAAUCAAUCCUGCUCAACAAAAACUUUUUUCAGGCAUGUUGAAAUGACUUUUGGGCUAGUACGUGAUAUCUAAACUUUGCCCUAAUAUGGCAAGCUGGGCCAGGCUAUCAGCAGUUGCAAGUGUCAUUUCCAUUUUGGAAAAGAACAGAAUAAAUUAUCAUCCAGCAGGAUUUGUGAUUACCAGCUGUGCUUGGUUUUCUUCUGUCUAGGUACCCGAACAAAUGCUGAACAAACAGAUUUGUCUGAAAUUCUUCCUGAGGAUGUGGAGGAGCAAGUGAAAGCUGCUGCAGAAAUUUCCAUGGGAACAGAGGUAACAUUUUAUUUCUGUGGCAAUGAUUUAUCCUUUUGAUUGUAAAAUAAAAAAGUGUUCAACCAAAAAAAAGAAGAUAGUUCGACUAGUUUUAUGUUUAAUUGCCAUUUUGAACUAUCUCAAUAGUAUCAUUUGGUUAUGAGACCAGUAAUAAAAUUUCUAUAUGAUAUUAAUAUUGUUCUGAUAUGUCUUUUCCUAUUUCAACUCACGGCACCAUAAAGCACUCAGAACGAGUAGGUUAAUUAUAUAUUUAAUUAGCUAACAAAAGAGUACAUGAAUGACCCAAACAGUGUUACUAGCCCUAAAAACAAUGGAAGGCCAGUGAAAAUGGAGAUUUCAUAGCUCCAGCUACAUCUGUCUGGCUGAAUAACUUUUUUCAAUUUACGUUUUUCUUUCCGUCUGUUUUAGAUUUCAGAUGAAGACAUUAACAACAUUAUCUACCUUUGUGAUCAGGUAAUUUAUGUCAUGAAAUUUGGCCAAUUUUUGCAUUGGUGAAUGAAUGAAGGUACUUCCUUUGCCCUACAGACGGCUAGUCCUUCGCGUGGCUCGGGUGGCCACGUAAAAUGGCGGUCCCAUCUCCACAAGUACUUUCGUGCUAAAUAAAUUGACACUCAAGUAAAGUGCCAUUUUGUUGGUUUGGUCAAAAUGUGUAACCUAUGGCAUGUCUUUGCGUGAAUAAAUGUCCGCUAAAGCCUCAAUCUUCCCUGUUUUUAGGUGAUUGAAAUCACUGAUUAUCGAGCACAACUUUAUGAUUACCUCAAGAAUCGUAUGACAGCUAUUGCUCCAAACUUGACAGUUUUAGUUGGUGAACUUGUGGGAGCUCGACUUAUCGCCCAUGCAGGUAAGUUCUCAUGCCAUUUAAGUCCUAAGAAUGACCAACAAAAAUUUUCUCCUAAAAAUAUCAAAAUAUGAACAAUAGAAAAAGUUAUGAGAAUUAGUUAGUUGACCACUCAGGGGAACAUACUUUGAUCUGUUAACAGAUUCUCUUAACCAAUAUGAAACAGUCACGUCAACCUGUUUUUUAAUGGGACGCGAGUGCCACUAAGCCUAGCCUUCGAAAACAUCCGUUUCUCCUCGCUCUUCGUCGAUGGGGACGUUUCGCGCGGAGGAACGAAACGUCCCCGGCGGCGAAGAGCGAGGAGAAACGGAUGUUUUCGCAGGUUACACUAAGCCCCGUGCUUCCUUUGCCACAUCAAAUGGGCAUUUGCAAGGGUCUCCUGACCUAAAAAUAUGAUUCAACCGAUCUUGCUCUACGGGUCUGAAAAAUGAAAAUGAACCUCACGCCAACAGCAGGGCUUAGACAGAAAAUAUAGUAACUUACUCCGACAUGUCUAAAAUAUGCACUGGUCAGAGCACGCGUCGUGUGAGCGGAUUUAUGGCAAACUACCACCAUUACCCCAAAAGCUGACAAACUGCCGUCUCCAAUUUAGUGCUCAAACUUCAACUGCACUGCAGCGGAAGUCUCAGAAGCGAAUUUCAAGACAAGCGCUCGUUUGUUUACCUUUUAUCGGCGGAAAUAGUUUUUCGCCUACGGCCGACAACCAAACGUUUUCCGUUUUCGUUUCAAAAGUGCAGAAUGAGCAGGGAAUUUUGUCGUUCGUUCACAGGAAGUUAUCCUGAGAAUCAUAAGUUUUAGGCGCCCGUUCGGGCUCCUUGUUUGAAAUUUUGGGCGCCCGCGGGCUAAUCGUAAGCGCCUCUGGCGCGGACCGGGCAGCCUUGCGGAAUAGAACGCUUGGAGUAAGAUCAUUUCUCAGAGCUUCGCGACCAACAGGGUCAAAUGAUGGUGACGAUGAAGAUGAUAAGGACCAAUUUAUAGUGAUUUCGUGGUAGAAAAUGAAGCGUUUCCUUUAUCUUUGUGAAGUUGUUUCAAGACAUUAUGUAGGUUUUUUUAAUGGAGAAUUUUGCCUAUAACCCUAAAAAACAUGUAUUGCUGUUGGUAUUUUUUGCCUUUAUGGUGGAUUUUCCUUUACUUGAAAUCCCCUCUGUUACACAACUAAAGUGAGUUGUGUUUUUUCCCACAGGGUCUCUGCUGAAUUUAGCCAAGCAUCCAUCAUCAACAGUUCAGAUACUGGGAGCAGAAAAGGCCUUAUUCAGGUUUGUAAACACAAAACGAAUACUGUUAAAGUUUAGGACGGAGCGGUACUGAAGUUGUUUUUGCAUUGAACUAGCCACCACAGUGGCUCCUGCAGAAAGGCUACGAUUCAAUCUUUAAAAUACAUUUGCAGGGCUGCCAUUAAGAGUCGGUAGCCGGGGAUUUCCCCCAGCUACUAUAAAUUUGGCCCCCUAGAACCAAAAGAAAUCCCUAGCUGUUUGAUUCCCUGCCUACUUGUUAUAUUUAACCGGUAACUUGAAAUCUUAUUGACAACCUGUCAGUUGAAUAACUCCUUUCGUUCUCCUCUAUAAUGUAGAUACAGGCACCACUUACUUUCAUACAAACCCUAUCUCUAUGAUAGGCAGCUAGGGACGACGACGACAACGAAAACGUCAAGAAUACAACCAAACAAACAAAAGCCCCGUGCUAAAGGACGCAGCAAUGUUACAUGAGUUGUUGCGUCCAUUUGCGCGUAGCUUUAUGAGCAAAACAACAGCACUGCACGUGCAGCACACCUUUUGGUACAUUUCUUUGACGUCCACUGCAAGCCUCUUGAUGCAACAUUAGGGAACUUUAGGAACGACGACGGCGACUGUAGCGAGAAUGACAAAGAAAUAAUAACUUUAUUAAGCAAAACAAAAACUUUGCACGUGGAUCACGCUUUUUUGUACAUUUCUUUGCUGUCACUGCACGACUGCGACGCGAAAAUGCCCAGUUUAACGUUUUUUUGGAGGACGUAAGCAAGCGAUGGCGAAUUUUUCUUCCUCCUUCGAAACUUGAGUGCAGUCCCCAAGAAAUCAACUCCAGGAAAUUCGCCUACAUUUGACAUUUUCAGCGAAUUAAAAGAAACGCCACAAAGUUGCCGACUUGACAGAUUUUGCCGAUAUAUCGGGUAAUCGUCAGGCCCAGGGGCCUGUUUCUCGAAAGUCUCGAUAACGUUUCGGCCCGAAAAGCUGUUUUACGUUUGCCGUGUUUGCUUUCAAGAUCAAAGUUUCAAUAAUUUUGAAAAUGAUACAAUGAAAUUAUCAGUUAACGGAGCAAAAUUGACUGGUUUGUGGUUGGUGAGCUAGGAACUUUGCUACUAUUCAGCUGGUUUUGAUUUCAAAAUUUGCUUUCGGACCCGAAAAGUUAUCGGGCCUUUCAAGAAACGGGCCCCAGGUUGUUCGGAUUGGUGUUUUUGGAUUUCGUGGCCCCACGAAAAGCUGUAUGGUAUGAACAUAGCCUUAAGGUUCCUAUUGUAAGGUUUGGCUGUACGGAAAUCUAAAGAAUGUGCUAAUUUAAUGCGUUUGAAACAGGGCUCAUGCAAGUGUCAUUUCCAUUUUGGAAAAGAACAGAAUAAAUUAUCAUCCAGCAGGAUUUGUGAUUACCAGCUGUGCUUGGUUUUCUUCUGUCUAGGUACCCGAACAAAUGCUGAACAAACAGAUUUGUCUGAGAUUCUUCCUGAGGAUGUGGAGGAGCAAGUGAAAGCUGCUGCAGAAAUUUCCAUGGGGACAGAGGUAACAUUUUAUUUCUGUGGCAAUGAUUUAUCCUUUGAUUAUAGAAUAAAUAAGUGUUCAACCAAAAAAAAAAAAGAAGAUCUUUCAACUAGUUUCAUGUUUAAUUGCCAUUUUGAACCGUCUCAAUAGUAUCAUGUGGUUAUGAGACCAGUAAUUUACUAGCGAUCACAAAAAAAUUUCUAUAUGAUAUUAAUAUUGUUCUGAUAUGUCUUUUCCUAUUUCAACUCACGGCACCAUAAAGCACUCAGAACGAGUUAUUUAAUUAUAUAUUUAAUUAGCUAACAAAAGAUUAGAUGAAUGACCCGUUAAUUGUUGCUAGCCGUAAAAACAUUAAUUGGCAGGCCAGUGAAAAUGGAGAUUUCAUAGCUCCAGCUACACCUGCCUGGUUGAAUAACUUUUUUCAAUUUAUGUUUUUCUUUCCGUCUGUUUUAGAUUUCAGAUGAAGACAUUAACAACAUUAUCUACCUUUGUGAACAGGUAAUUUAUGUCAUGAAAUUUGGCCAUUUAUGCAUUGGUGAAUGAAUGAAGGUAGUUCCUUUGCCCUACAAACGGCUAGUCCUUCGCGUGGCUGGGGUGACCACGUAAAAUGGCGGUCCCAUCUCCACAAGUACUUUCGUGCUAAAUAAAUUGACACUCAAAUAAAGUGUCAUUUUGUUGGUUUGGUCAAAAUGAGUAACCUGUGGCAUGUCUUUGCGUGAAUAAAUGUCCGCUAAAGCCUCAAUCUUUCCUGUUUUUAGGUGAUUGAAAUCACUGAUUAUCGAGCACAGCUUUAUGAUUACCUCAAGAAUCGUAUGACAGCCAUUGCUCCAAAUUUGACAGUUUUAGUUGGUGAACUUGUGGGAGCUCGACUUAUCGCCCAUGCAGGUAAGUUCUGAUACCAUUUAAGUCCUAAGAAUGACCAACAAAAAUUUUCUCCUAAAAAUAUCAAAAUAUGAACAAUAGAAAAAGUUAUGAGAAUUAGUUAGUUGACCACUCAGGGGAACAUACUUUGAUCUGUUAACAGAUUCUCUUAACCAAUAUGAAACAGUCACCUCAACCUGUCUUUUAAUGGGACGCGAGUGUCACUAAGCUUAGCCUUCGAAAACAUCCGUUUCUCCUCGCUCUUCGUCGAUGGGGACGUUUCGCGCGGAGGAACGAAACGUCCCCGGCGGCGAAGAGCGAGGAGAAACGGAUGUUUUCGCAGGCUACACUAAGCCCCGUGCUUCCUUUGCCACAUCAAAUGGGCAUUUGCAAGGGUCUCCUGACCUAAAAAUAUGAUUAAACCGAUCUUGCUCUACGGGGUGAAAAAUGAAAAUGAACCUCACGCCAACAGCAGGGCUUAGACAGAACAUAUACUAACUUACUCCGACAUGUCCAAAAUAUGCACUGGUCAGAGCACGCGUCGCGUGAGCAGAUUUAUGGCAAACUACCACCAGAAAUAGUUUUUCGCCUACGGCCGACAACCAAACGUUUUCCGUUUUCGUUUCAAAAGUGCAGAAUGAGCAGGGAAUUUUGUCGUUCGUUCACAGGAAGUUAUCCUGAGAAUCAUAAGUUUUAGGCGCCCGUUCGGGCUCCUUGUUUGAAAUUUUGGGCGCCCGCGGGCUAAUCGUAAGCGCCUCUGGCGCGGACCGGGCAGCCUUGCGGACCAGAAUGCUUGGAGUAAGAUCAUUUCUCAGAGCUUCCCGACCAAUAGGGUCAAAUGAUGGUGACGAUGAAGAUGAUAAGGACCAAUUUAUAGCGAUUUCGUUGUAGAAAAUGGAGCGUUUCAUUUACCUUUGUGAAGGUGUUUCAAGACAUUAUGUAGGUUUUUUUAACGGAGAAUUUUGCCUAUAACUCUAAAAAACAUGUAUUGCUGUUGGUAUUUUUUGCCUUGUUGGUGGAUUUUGCUUUACUUGAAAUCCCCUCUGUUACACAACUGAAGUGAGUUGUGUUUUUUCUCACAGGGUCUCUGCUGAAUUUAGCCAAGCACCCAUCAUCAACAGUUCAGAUACUGGGAGCAGAAAAGGCCUUAUUCAGGUUUGUAAAAUAGUGUUUGAUUUCAACACAAAACGAAUACUGUUAAAGUUUAGGACGGAGCGGUACUUACGUUGUUUUUGCAUUGAACUAGCCACCGCAGUGGCUCCAGCAGAAAGGCUACGAUGCAAUAUUAAAAAUGCAGUUGCAGGGCUGCCAUUAAGAGCCGGUAGCCGGGGAUUUCCCCCAGCUAUCAUGAAUGUGGCCCCCGGCUACUUUCAUUGGAAAAUAGAAGAAAAAUAGAACCCAAAGAAAUCCCUAGCUGUUUGAUUCCCUGCCUACUUGUUAUGUUUACCCGGUAACGUGAAAUCUUGGUGACAACCCUGCAGUUGAGUAACUCCUUUUGCUCUCCUCUAUAAUACAGAUACAGGCACCACUUGUUUUCAUACAAACCCUGUCUCUAUUAUAGGCAGCUAGGGACGACGACGACAACGAAAACGUCAAGAAUACAAACAAACAAACAAAAGCCCCGUGCAAACCGACGCAGCAAUGUUACAUGAGUUGUUGCGUCCAUUUGCGCGUAGCUUUAUGAGCAAAACAACAGCACUGCACGUGCAACACACCUUUUGGUACAUUUCUUUGACGUCCACUGCAAACCUGAUGCAACAUUAGGGAACUUUAGGAACGACGACGGCGACUGUAGCGAGAAUGACAAAAAAAAAACUUUAUUAAGCAAAACAAAAACUUUUCUACGAGGAUCACGCUUUUUUGUACAUUUCUUUUGCCGUCACUGCACGACUGCGACGCGAAAAUGCCUAAUUUAACGUUUUAUGGAGGACGUAAACAAGCGACGACGAAUUUUUCCUCCUACUACUAAACUUAAGUGCGGUCCCCAAGGAAUCAACUCUAGGAAAUUCGCCUACAUUUGACAUUUUCAGCGAAUUAAAAGAAACGCCACAAAGUUGCCGACUUGACAGAUUUUGCCGAUAUAUCGGGUAAUCGUCAGGCUGACUCACUCAGGCCCAGGGGCCUGUUUCUCGAAAGUCUCGAUAACGUUUCGGCCCGAAAAGCUGUUUUACGUUUGCCGUGUUUGCAUUCAAGAUCAAAGUUCGAUAAUUUUGAAAAUGAUACAAUGAAAUUAUCAGUUAACGAAGCAAAAUUGACUGGUUUGUGAGCUAGGAACUUUGCUACUAUUCAACUGGUUUUGAUUUCAAAAUUUGCUUUCAGACCCGAAAAGUUAUCGGGCCUUUCGAGAAACGGGCCCCAGGUUGUUCGGAAUGGUGUUUUUGGAUUUCGUGGCCCCACGAAAAGCUGUAUGGUAUGAACAUAGCCUUAAGGUUCCUAUUGUAAGGUUUGGCUGUACGGAAAUCUAAAGAAUGUGCUAAUUUAAUGCGUUUGAAACAGGGCUCUCAAGACUAAACAUGACACCCCCAAGUAUGGCUUGAUAUUCCAUGCAUCUCUUGUUGGACAAAGUGCACCCAAGCAUAAAGGCAAGGUAUGUAUGCAUUAGUAGUAGUAGUAGUAGUAGUAGUAAAAAGUAGUAGGAGUAGUAAAAUAAUAAAUAUCAUAAUCUUCGUAGAUUAGUUUGUCAUUAACAGCGAGUUGUUUAAUAUUACUUUAAAUGGUGAAUGUUUUUGAUAAUCUGUACUUAAACUUUUAGAACUCACAGAUAUGAUAACAGAUUUUUUUUCCCGAAAAUAUUUUCAACUUACGAGCUAUGUUUUUCAGCCUGUUUGCAGUGGAUGUUUACCAAAUUUCGCGUCUUAUUAUGUUAAAAGACCAUUGGUUUGUGUAGUGGUAUUUAUCAAUGUGGUGUAUUUGGAACUUUAUUUACAGAGGUCUCAGGCCUGCCAGUCAACAUGUGAUUAGUAAACUUUCUAGAGAAUUGUUCUAACUUUCCAUAUACCUUGAAUUUUCAAUUUGUGAAAAAUUUACAGAUCUCUCGAAUGCUUGCCGCGAAAACGUCUCUCGCUGCGCGAGUAGAUGCCCUUGGUGAAGACGCUGACACAGCUAUGGGUAUUGAAAACAGAGCCAAGCUUGAAAUGAGGUUGAAGUCACUAGAGGAGAAUCAGGUUUGAAUCUCUACUUGAGUUUGUAGGUUUAUUAGUCUGUCUUUUAAAGUGUGGAAGGCCAAAAACUCUGACGUCAUGGACUAGUGUUCAUCCGUGACUUGCUUACAAGCUUUUAAAUGGCGGGAAUUUGUUCGAAAAAAUUGACUGGUAAUAAAAUCGUUUCUCCAGCUAUUCGUUUUCAGUGGCUUACUCGGGUCGGUAUAAAUUAAUGCGAUACCGCUAGUAUGGUCGUAGCGCUUUUGAUGGGUUCUUAUUAACAUGAAAACGCAGGUUUCCCGAAAUCACUUUGUUGCCAUGGCGGAUCUGUUCUGGUCAGUGCAUUUUGGGUAAGGCUCGUCCCCGGUUUGCACUUGAAGCAGAUAUUCAUUAUCCAUUCUUGUUAAACCUUCGACCAAACGUUCCUUUUUUCGGGAGAGCGCGAAAGUUGACCGACGGGAGAAGGGGUAAAAGAGGAACUUCCUUUGUCCCCCUCGCUACCCAAAGAAGAAAAGAAGAGAGACUGCCUGAUUGUAGGUUAAUUUUUGCUCAGUCGAUCGGUCAUACUCACCUUCGCAAGGGAGUUUGGUCUCUUUUCUGCCACGUCCUUUCUUUCGCUCAACGUCGGACAUCGAUCACAGAUGGGGAUAACACCGGUUGAGCGUUCCUUGUUGUAACAAUUUCUGUUCUUGUGUUUUGAAGCUGCGAAGAAUCAGUGGAACAGGCAAAGCUAAAGCGAGAGUGGACAAAUACGAGAACAAAAGGUACUCAUCUCUAACAUUCUGAACUAAAACCACACGCCUCUUCCCCUGCGCGCCCGCAUCCGAUGAACAAGGCUGAUGCUUGCGAGGAGAACCUCACACAAACCACCGCAUUUUGUGGACUGGACACCUGUUACCAGACCUCCAAGGUUGUCGCGCGGGCGAGCAUAUUAGAGAGCUUAAGAUUUGAGGACGAGAGCAAGUACGAGUACGAGAUUUAACUGAAAGUUUUUGCACGUGUUCUUAAAAAAUAGACACCCCGGAAAGCUUUAUUUUACCUUUUCACCAAAAAUAGUACGGUUAUUUAUACUCGAGGAGGUUAAGCCCUGACAGGGGCGGAUCUAGGGGGAGGUUGCAGGGGGUGCGCCCCCCCCCCAAGAUGACCUGCGGUUUUCUAAUACAACUGAUAUUCUGCCAAAAAAAAAAAAAACUAUGUGGUUUAUUGGUGUUGAAGUAGAGCAAGAGACGAGUACACCCCCUCCUAAAAAAAAUCCUGGAUCCGCCCCUGUCCUGAUAGCAAAAUGAUAAAACUUCUUACAUUUGAUAACUUGUUCCCGCCACUGCGACAUUCUCGCUAAAACUCGUAGUAGAAUGACGCCAGCUAUCACGUUUUCUCGCCAAAAUGACGCUGGUUCACGCGUGAACAAUACUCAGUAUUGAGAAAAUGUCGUACUCGUAGUUGUCCUCGACCUCGAAUCUAAAGCUUUCUAUUAGAGACCUUUAGAUUCGAGAACGACUACGGCUACGAGAUUUGACUUGAAGUGUUUUCUUGUCUUCUCAAAAUAUAGACUUCCCGGAAAGCUUCAUUUUAAUAUUUUUCACUGGAAAAGUUAGUAUUGUUAUCUUUAGUGAAGGAAGUUACGACACCACGACAUUCGUGCAAAAGCUCGCAGUAGAAUGACGACGGCUACCACGUUUUCCCGCCAAGAUGACGCUGGCUCACGCGCCUACACUACUUAGGACUGAGAAAAUCUCGUACUCGUAGUCGUACUCGUCUGAGAAUCUAAAGGUCUCUGUUUCUACCCUGGGUACCAAAGAUUUUUUCUCUUUAAAAAAAUUGACCGAAACUUGAAACCGCGCAUGAAAAGGCUCUGAAACCCAAGGUAGCAUAUUUCAAGCGCGCAACUGGUUCAAAGUGGUGAGAGGGCAGCGCCUCUUUCCAGGUGCCCCGUUGCUCGUAAGUCCCGAUAAUUCUCGGGCCAUAAAAGCUGUUGUUCUUUACGUUCAGGGUCGAGGUUUCAAUAGUUGUUCAGAUAAUAUGAUGAACUUCCAGUUAACAGAACACCUGGACUGCUACUAUAGUUAGGACCAGCGUUCUAUUUCUUUACAUUUUGAUUUGAAUAUUUGGUUUCGUGCCCGAAAAGUUAAAAGUUACCCGAACUUUUGCGACUUUGUUCGAAGGAAUUGGGGAAAUAUCUAUUUAUUGCAAUUACUCCAGAAAAAGAAAGCUCUUGGCUUGAGCUCCCCUCACCCUCACCCCCACCCCCCAAAGGAAAAGACAUAAAAGAAGAGCCAAGCGUAAUGCGUUUUCCUUACCAGUAGCACUGUCGUUUCUUUUCCUUAGCGAGGUGAAGACGUACAAUCCUGCUGCGGACUCAACGAUUGAAACGCCUGGAAAGAAACGAAAGAGAAGCGAGCAAAAUGGAGAUUCGACGCCAGCUCCAAGUGUUCCGGAUACACCAGUCACCCCUGCCACUGAGGAAGGUCUGUGUACAAUAAUAAAGCAAUGCCGUCCCCAGAGUCGCAAUCCUUUUGGCCAGCGGCACGGAUCGCCCUAGCUGGGAGCAGAAUAUCGCGCAAGCGCAGUAGUUUGACAUUUUCUUACCGGUGUUUGACAUGUCCGAGACUGCAAAGAAAGCCGGAAGUCUAUGAUUUGAGACUUCCGGCUUCGGAUCAGCGAGAGCUUUUGAUCCAUGGUGCUGGGCAAAAGGAUCGCAGUAACUGUUAGGACGGGAAUGACAAUAAGCGAGCUUCGCAGUCAUGCGUAGCCGGAGAAAACAGUCGACAUUUCCCGACGUCUGACAAACCAGCGCAGAAAUCAUGCUGAUGAGAUGUGGGUAGUGCUUCUGAUUGGUCGUGCUGCGUGGGAAAUUUGCCUCAGAGGUCAUUUCGCGGGGAAGCCAGUGGUGGCGUCGCGAAAACUCAGCUGUUUACUCAGGCUAUCAUGCGCAGAACUCAAACAUCUGCAUUUUUGUAGGCCUAGAUACAAAUGUCUUGAAAAAACAACCGUAAUUUGUUCACGGAAAUUCUGAAAUUCUUCAUGAAAUUUCGUGGGUUUCGGCUUUGUUUUGAGUUUGCUUUCUCGCGUUUGGAUGGGUGGACAUAAGAAAUGUGGAAAUGGUUUCUUAUUGCAGAUGAUGGGGAAACGCCUGCUAAAAAACACAAAAAAGAAAAGAAGAAGAAGAAAGAAAAGGAAGCCACAAAACAGUCUGACGAACACGACGAAGAGCAAAUGGAAACAUCAGCAACUGUGGUGAGAACACUUACCUGCGCUGUUGUUUAGUCGAUUCUCUUCAUUUUUGGUAACCUGCGAUCAGGCGAAUUUUGUUUUUUGGCGGGGGAAAAAGAAAUACGCCGUAUUUUUUUCCCCCGCCAAAAAAAAAAAAAAAUGGCCUGAUCGCAGGUUACAUUUUUGGUGCAUCAGUGUGUUUAGUAUUCCAGCUAUAUAUACCCUUCAUCACCAUUUUCACUUAGACCAUAAUGAACCUUGUUUAUCCCUCCCCACCCCCCACCCCCCCGGCGCAAAAAAAUUAAUUAAAUUAAAUUAUAAAUUUCAUAACCAUUCUCUUCGAUUUCUCUUGGGACGACUGCAAUACUCAGGAGAAAUUGGAAACGAUGGUUAUGCAAGAUUUUUGAGGGUAAAGAAGGAGCAUUAUGGUCUAUGUAGAAAUGGUGAACGCAGAAGACGCUAGAAACGUCACGUUUUAAUCUCGUAUCGAGAUCUCUUGUGGACGAAGACGGCUGCGUUGACAAGAGGUCUGGGUACGAGAUUGGCAACGUUUGUCAGUCGAUCUCUCUCGUAGAAGGAAAAGCGAAUGCAGUUUUCAUAGCCACAACUGUUUCAGUAAACUUUCUCAGAUUUAAAGGUGACAGUAAUCCUUUGUCUUAAAUGUGCGGUUGUCAGUGCCAUAGAAUGGAAGAAACGGUCACAAAAGUUUACCUUUGUGAUUAUUGCUGUAUGGCAUGUUUGGGUACAUUUUCGCGACAUCGCCCUUAUUUAUAAAUGGUGUCUUCGCGAGGGUUUUCCGACAGUCGAAUCCUUCGAAAGCAGCCACUCGAAAUGCGAAGCUGAUUUACGGGUCGCUUACGGCAAGCUGGUCAUAAUGGGUCUCUACCGGGUAGAGGUCUCGACACAUCUUCUUUUCUUAGUUACGAUAUGUGCAGUUUCGUUGCCAUCACCAAAAAGUUCUUUGUAUGAUCUCAGAAGCGUAGUACAUACAGCGAAAAUAGAGAUGAUCAGAGCAUGCGUCAAGUGGUCGCUUACAGGAAGUUGAAAACAAUGGAAAGUUGAAAAACCGUUACGCCCAAAAGUGGUCGCCGUCGCUUAAGACAGGUGAUCUUUUUACCAGGAGAGGUUCCAACUGACUUUGACUGGAAAAACCGUUGGUGUUUUGUUUAGGUGGUCGCACAUGGAGGUUCAACUGAAGCUGUAUUAUAGUAGCGAAACGAUUCAAGAGAAAAAAAUGUUUUUUCGUUAACUGUUGUCGAAUUCACUCGCGGUGCUUUUUACCUACACUCCUCUAACUCGUUGAUUAUAACUGACUUUACUACGUAAAUAAUGAGAAAAAAACACUGGAUUCGAUUGAAAAUAUAUCAAUUUAUUGUGUAACCUGAGAUCAGGCUCUAUUUUCGUUUCGCUUUGAAAAUUACGGUACCCGUCAGAUAGAAUGUACGACAACCGCUAAAAUUGGGCCUGAUCUCAGGUUAUUUAUUGUGAAGCAAGUAAAUAAUUUUGUUUUGUUUGUUUUUUGACAGACUCCGAAAAGCGAAGAAAAAAAGAAAAAGAAAAAGAAGAAGAAGGAAAAGAAAGAGGAAGAUUCUGACUAA